UGGUGGAUGGUGAACGGUGGUGAUGUGCGCAGCGGACGUGGACGCGGAGGUGGUGCUGAUGACGGAGGCGGAGGAUCGUGACGGGGAGAGCUUCCUGGCGCUGAAGGAGCUGCAGGUGCUGGUGCAGGAGGUGCGUCAGGCAUCGGUGCGCCUGGACAACCUCUUCGGGGGAGACCCAAUGCUCGGUGAGGUGGUGAACGCGGCGGUGAACGCGCACUUCCCCAAGGUGCUGCAGGAGCUGCGGCCGGCGCUGCAGCGCUCGCUGCAGGACGCGCUGCAGGACCUCGUGGCCAAGAUCCUCGCCUCCUACCCCACGCGCCUGCUCUUCCCCGAGGACUGAGGACUUCUGCGGACUUGGCAAUGCCACUGGACUCUUGACCCUCAACGGAAACUAUGCACCGGGGUUUUGAUUUGAUUUAUUGAGACAAAAAAAAAACCUAAAAAAUGAAUGGGGAAGAAGAUCAUCUGCGCACGUUUUCUUGAGUUCCAGGAUUCUUUCCCAACAUUGUAACCAUAAAUAGUUGAAAGGUGAGUAAACGUUUAAAAAAUAAAACAAACAAAAUAAAUAAUACAUUUUACAAAAGCGCAAGAUUAUCCACAUUUGAAAAAUAGACAUUCUCGUUCCUGAGUUAUAGAACAUUUAUUUGAUGCAGUAAACGAACUGCAGAUUUGAUUUUUGUGCAAUGCUAACAAAUUAGUAACUCAUCCUUACUUCUGCUCCUACGUACCACCACAAGCAAAGGGGAGCUCAACAAAACGUGCGCAUAGUCAAGCAACAUUUAUGGGGUCUGUACGACCUCGGUAAAUAUACAUCUGUUUAAUAAAAUGUAGAUUUUAUAAAAGUCUGUUUGUAAAAUGAUGCUGUCCUCUUUUGAAUUUCGUUAAUGUAUUUUCAACAGAUUUUAUUGAUGUAAUAAUAAAUGUUAUUGAUUAAAUUCACAUAAGUGUAUGUAUCUAUUUUUUGGCAAGACGUAUAUAAAAAUGCAAUAUUUGCAUGUAUUGUUUAUGAUUCUCACAGGCAGCAUUCAGAAUUAUGCUCCGUGUUCACCACACUCAGAUCUUCCACAUAGUAUAGAACUUUUAUUUCGUAUUUCCUAGUCUUUUUCAGUUAGAAAGAAAUUGCACUACUCUAUCACACGAUGUGUCACGU
Gryllus bimaculatus (two-spotted cricket) is the source of this 1150-nucleotide messenger RNA. The record is from the annotation of a GenBank genome assembly. Lineage: Eukaryota; Metazoa; Arthropoda; Insecta; Orthoptera; Gryllidae.